This is a messenger RNA of Daucus carota subsp. sativus, 763 nucleotides long. RefSeq lists its product as uncharacterized. NCBI's taxonomy places the organism in Eukaryota, Viridiplantae, Streptophyta, Magnoliopsida, Apiales, Apiaceae. The transcript has a single exon. Bases 110 to 685 code for a protein of 191 amino acids. The record is from RefSeq and is a predicted model, not a curated record.
UUGGCAUUCCUCAAUCCUGAGUAAGAAAUUAAAGACAAAAAUUUAAUAAGGGGCGGACCGCGGUAUUAGAUAAAAUUAAGGGCCGCGCCGCCGCGGGGAGUGAGCAGAGAUGAGCGGUCCCAGAGGUGGAAGUAACAAAAAACACUCCACCAGAACAAAGCAAGAUGAAGAUCAAGACGAAGUGGAGAAGCUUCUGAGAGCUACAGAAGAUGAUAUUUUACUCAAACUCAGCGUUGAUUCUCACAUGUCCCGUGGCUCUUCUUCUCAUAUUAUUCACCCAGAUCUCGACCGUCGAUUCCAAGCCCUCCGAUCAUCAUCCUCAUCGUCCAAUUCCAAACCAAAGGCCUCUGUCAGAACACCUGAUGCCAAAUUGAAUAAGGAAUUCGAAUCUGUUGUUAAGGAAAAUGAUGGAGAUGGAGAUGAUUUGUUUGCGAGAUUCACUGCUUUGAAGGCCACGCUUCCUUCGUAUUCGAAGGAGAGUGGAAAUGUGGGAAGUGAUGGUGUUGAUGGAGAUGAGGUGGAUGAGGUGAUCCGCUGGGCGAUUGAUGCUGCUGCUCUCGAUCCUUCCCCGCCUUCUGAUGAUGAUGCUACAGAUGCUAGCAGCGAUGAUCAGACUGAUGAUGACGAGGACGAAGAUGAUGAUAUCAAGAAGAAAGACAAGAAGAAGAAAGGGGCGCGGAAAUGAGAUGUAAGAUCAAUUCUGCUGUAAUGUUACCAUUUACCGGAGUUUUGAGUGAAAUUCCAGCUGCAGUUUUUCUUUACA